AUGGCCAGAACUCGAAGACCUCCCAUAGCUGCACCUUCAGAUGUCGACAACUCCACUGUUCCCGUGGUGCCUCCUCCGUCAGACCCUCCCGUCUCCGUCGUCGACCACGUCACCGUCGACUCCACCACUGCUCCCGUGGUGCAUCCUCCUCCCGCAGCUCCAAUGGAACACGCAAGAACCGGUUCUAGACCACGCAGUACCGUCAUCGACGAUUCCACCACUGUUCCCGCGGUGUCUCCUCACGUUCAAGAACCGGCUUCUCCUCCUCCCACUGCUCCGGUUUCGUCUCCAUCUCAGCAUGUCCGAGCCGCCUCUGCCAUUCCACCUCCGGUCAUCCCUUCAAGAUUCAUUCCUCCGAUGACUAAUGGUAACGCUCCUUCCACUCACUCUGUCAUUCCAAACACUAACCAUUAG
Molecule: messenger RNA, 414 nt
Organism: Cannabis sativa
Lineage: Eukaryota; Viridiplantae; Streptophyta; Magnoliopsida; Rosales; Cannabaceae
Product: gibberellin-regulated protein 14-like
Exons: 1
Coding region: 1-414 (137 amino acids)
Source: RefSeq, a predicted model, not a curated record